AAUAGGAUGGAGGCAAGCACAUGCAAAUUACACUUAAUAUGCACUAGAUACAUGUAUUUGUAUGUAUAUAUGUAUCUAGAAAACCAGAUACGUUAAAUGAGUGGAAACCGAGAUGGGAGGGAGGCGAACGAGAUUUGUAAUACGUGAAUCUAGUUGAUUACCUCUAAAGCAAAUAUUGCAAUGUAACACAAGAUUCAUAAUAUUGCAAAUUAUCAUACAUCUACGUAAUUAUCUUCUAAACUACUGGAAAUUCUUUGAGUUACCCUUCUUUUUUCCUGCUUCUUUUGUAAAACAUUAUGACGGUGUCAAAAGGAAAGUAUCGAGUAUAGAUCCGAUCAAACUCAAUAGAUUUAGUUCAAAUUUUACAUUGGUUGUAUCACCCCCUAAAAUAAGUCCUGCAAUGUGUAAUCUGAAUUUAAUCAGAACUCCAAUCCAAAUGUCAGAUACAGCUAAUAGCUACGCCCCAAGAAAUGAGCGGUACCGCUUACUCGCUAGAAAUCGGCAUGGCUUACAAAUGUAAUUACGUAAACAAAACAAAAAUACAAAAAGAGAAUAGAAAACUCCAAAUUAUAUAUUAACUUUUGAUCCAAAACUUUCUCAACUGCCACUUUCCCACCUAUACUUUUAGAAACUUCAAUUUUAUUACACAAAACAACAAAACAAAACAUCAUCAUUAAGUAAUAAAAUAGAUAAAUAAAUAGUUCCUUUCUUCUUCCUUUCUUUCACAUUUAGCUUCAAAAAAUGAUACUUGUUUCUCUUUUACUAUUAAUUUUGCAUCUAUUGAGUUCAAGUUGUGAUGAGUAUUUUAUAAAUGAUAGAAAUAAUUUGACUAAAUCAGAUGUGGAUUUAAUAGAGUUUCCAUUAAAUAUAGAGUAUAUGGAAGCUGAAUUUUUCUUGUGGGGUUCUUUGGGGUAUGGCUUAGAUAAGUUUGCACCUCAACUUGUUGAUGGUGGACCAAAGCCUAUUGGUGUUAGAAUUGCUAAACUUAGUCCUCUUAUAAGAGAUGUCAUUGCUCAAUUUGGAUUUCAAGAAGUUGGUCAUGUCAGGGCAAUCAAGAGUACAGUAAGAGGAUUUCCAAGGCCACUCCUAAAUCUAAGCAGAGAAUCAUUUGCAACAGUGAUGAAUGAUGCAUUUGGACAUCCAUUACAACCAUCUUUUGAUCCUUAUGCUAAUGACAUCAACUAUCUUCUUGCCUCUUAUGUCAUCCCUUAUGUUGGACUUACAGGAUAUGUUGGAGCUAAUCCUAAACUCCACAGUCCUACUGCCAAAAGACUAAUAGCAGGACUACUGGGAGUAGAAUCAGGUCAAGACGCAGUUCUAAGAACUUUGUUGUACGAGCGAGGGAGAGAGAAUGUAGAACCUUAUGGGAUAACGGUAACAGAGUUCACCAACCGAAUAUCAGAGCUGAGGAACAAGUUGGGACGCCAAGGAAUCAAAGAUGAAGGACUUAGAGUGAAACCAAAGUUAGGUGCUGAAGGGAGCAUAAGGGGCAACAUAAUUGCAGGGGGCAAGUACUCGCUUUCCUAUGACAGAACGCCGGAGGAAAUACUCCGGAUAGUGUAUGGGAGUGGGCACGAGAGUAAACCGGGUGGAUUUUACCCGAAUGGAGCGAAGGGUCGGAUAGCCAAAUCAUAUCUUUGAGUUGGAUGACUCUAGUUGAAUCAGAAAAAUGUAAAACUGUUGCUUCCUGCCUAUUGAAUGUCUAAUAAUAAAGUGGGUAGAAGUGAUUGUUGGGUAUA
This is a messenger RNA of Solanum pennellii, 1739 nucleotides long. Its product is annotated as desiccation-related protein PCC13-62. The transcript has 4 exons. The record is from RefSeq and is a predicted model, not a curated record. NCBI's taxonomy places the organism in Eukaryota, Viridiplantae, Streptophyta, Magnoliopsida, Solanales, Solanaceae. The coding region runs from base 742 to 1641 and encodes 299 amino acids.